Messenger RNA from Cucurbita pepo subsp. pepo (vegetable marrow), 1627 nucleotides. Its product is annotated as Protein kinase superfamily protein. Gene Ontology annotation, molecular function: ATP binding; protein kinase activity. The record is from RefSeq and is a predicted model, not a curated record. Lineage: Eukaryota; Viridiplantae; Streptophyta; Magnoliopsida; Cucurbitales; Cucurbitaceae. Gene Ontology annotation, biological process: protein phosphorylation.
UUUAAUUAAUUUCCCCCCCUUUGUUCUUCCCAUUCCCUUCCCUUUCAAUGGAUUUCUUUUCUAUCUGUUCUGCAGACUCUGCCAUAGCCACUUGCGGCGGCGAUCUCAAUUGCAAACGGAAUAAGCCUUUUGAAAUCCGCCAUUUUCGCUAUUCCGAGCUUGUUUCCUCCACUAAUGGCUUCUCCGCCGACUGUUUCUUGGGCAAAGGCAGCCACGGCAGCGUCUACAAGGCCGUCCUCGACGCCGGAAAGCUCGUCGCCGCCGUCAAACGAACCAAAUCCACAAACCCAUCUUCUAAUUUCCACCAUUAUAGAUGCCAUAGCUCUUGCCAAUUCGCCGGAAAUACUCCGGCGGAAAACGAAAUUGAGAUUCUCUCAACGAUUCGAAACCAGAGAAUCGUUAAUCUUAUUGGGUUUUGUGCCGAUUCCACUGAGAAAUUGAUCGUCGUUGAGUUUAUGCCUAAUGGGUCUCUUUACGAUCUGCUCCACUCGCGAUCUUCCCGACCGCCCGGUUGGACCAGACGUGUCCGGUUCGCGUUGCAAGUCGCGAAGGCGGUGAGGGAUCUUCACGCGUCGAAUCCGCCGGUUAUUCACAGAGAUAUUAAGUCGUCUAACGUUUUGAUUGACGGUAACUUUAACGCGCGGCUUGGGGAUUUUGGUUUGGCGUUAAGAGGACACGUGGAGGAUGUGCGCGUGAGAUGUACGCCCCCUGCUGGCACGUUGGGUUAUCUCGAUCCCGGGUAUCUCGCGCCGGCGGAUUUGAGCGUGAAGAGCGACGUUUUUAGUUUUGGGAUUUUGCUUUUGGAAAUCAUUACUGGCCGGAAUGCUAUCGACGUUGACCAUAGUCCGCCGUCGGUAGUUGACUGGGCGGUGCCGAUGAUCAAACACGGCGACUUCGAUGGGUUGUGUGACCCACGUAUCGGCUUGCCAUUCGACCCGGCGGUGAUUCGGUGUAUGGCGAUUCUGGCGGCGAGGUGUGUACGGUCCACCGUGCAGAAGCGGCCGGAUAUGGCGGAGGUGGUGGAGUGCUUGACGGUAGCAAAGAAGAAGGUGAACGUACGGCCGAUGUGGAGGAAUCUAAGACGGAAGGAACGACACGUGGAGAAUCUUCAGCCGUUGAUUUUGAAUUGGGAUGAACCGGACGGUAACGAUGAGCCGGUGAGGGCUACUCGAAUCGGAAGCCGGCGGAACCGGAAAGUAUCCAGUGUUUCGAGUACAGAGUAUAAAAUUAAGACGAUUGGUUCGAGCCAGAGACGUGUGAUUAGAUCGAGAUCAAUGGGUUCGAUGAACGAUGUGAAAUGGGGAGAAACUAAUUCGAAUAUGGGCGAUAACUAUUACUCUUCGUUGGGUGGCCGGCGGAGGCAUGGGGGAGUUGCAGUGAAAAUGCCGACAUUGAAACUGAGCAAAUCGAGGUCGGUGGGGGUGGCGGAGAAUCCAAAAUUUGUGGAAUUAAAUCGGAGGGCGGCGGCGGCGGUGGAAAUUGAAAUGUCGAAAUUGAGGAUAGAAUUUGAUGGUAAAUCUGAGGAAAAAAUGCUUGGAAAACCAUUGUUCCAAAAGUAGGGAUGAAAACUGAAAUGGGUUUUGUUUUUUUAAUUUAUUUUUUGGGAAUCUGAAAUUAAUGAAAUAGA